Anopheles maculipalpis is the source of this 645-nucleotide messenger RNA. RefSeq names its product mitotic spindle assembly checkpoint protein MAD2A-like. Gene Ontology annotation, cellular component: nucleoplasm; kinetochore; cytoplasm. Gene Ontology annotation, biological process: mitotic spindle assembly checkpoint signaling. Bases 1 to 645 code for a protein of 214 amino acids. The record is from RefSeq and is a predicted model, not a curated record. The transcript is spliced from 3 exons. Lineage: Eukaryota; Metazoa; Arthropoda; Insecta; Diptera; Culicidae.
AUGGCUGCAUCCACAACUCAUUCCAUCACGCUACAAGGUUCAGCCUCAAUCAUACACGAGUACCUGAAGUACAGCAUCAAUUCGAUCAUUUUUCAACGGGGUAUCUAUCCGUCCAGCGACUUCUUACCGGAGGAUUACAACGGGGUACCGGUAAUGGUUUCGCGCGAUAAACGCAUCAAAACUUACCUCGACAACGUUCUGAGCAAAGUCCACGAUUUAAUAAUGAAAAGGAUGAUCACGAUGAUUAGCGUGUGCAUCAUAACGGUCGAGACGAUUGAAAUAGUGGAGCGGUGGGACUUUAACAUUACGCCCCAGUACGAUGACAAUGCCGGUGAGGGCAAAGAGAAUGCAACCACUUCCUCAAAAUCGCUACCAAAGAUACAGAAAGAGAUACGGGACAUUAUGCGACAGAUUCUUGCGUCGAUCAGCUUCCUGCCGAGUCUGGAGGAUCGCUGUAGCUUCGACGUAAUUCUGCAUACGAAGGGAGACGUUGACCGAGAAAUGCCUGGCAUGAUGGAGGAGUUUCAUGAGGAGGUAAUCGAUAGUUUUGAAAUCACGGAUGCACAAACUGUCGUGCUGAAACAGUUCAGUACCGGUUUGGACAAGGUCGAAACCAAAGUGGUUUACCGAACGCUUGAUCCAUAA